Molecule: messenger RNA, 525 nt
Organism: Williopsis jadinii
Lineage: Eukaryota; Fungi; Ascomycota; Saccharomycetes; Phaffomycetales; Wickerhamomycetaceae
Gene: VPS68
Product: Vps68p
Exons: 1
Coding region: 1-525 (174 amino acids)
Biological process (GO): late endosome to vacuole transport via multivesicular body sorting pathway; protein targeting to vacuole
Cellular component (GO): Vps55/Vps68 complex; fungal-type vacuole membrane
Source: RefSeq, a predicted model, not a curated record
AUGGAGCAAGACAGACUUUUCAGAUUCCAGGCGUUCAAGUUGCCCAACUCGCUCGCAUUGAGGUCCUGUGGUGUGUAUCUCUCUGGUGCGCUGUAUGCGCUAGGGGUAUGGGCCUUCCUCGAUGCUGUGAUCUAUUCCAAGACGGUCAACGCCAGCGACGUCCACGUGACGUUUGUGGACUGGAUACCAAUCAUCUGCUCGACUCUUGGGAUGCUGAUUGUGAACUCGAUAGAGAAGAAUAGGCUGUUGAACGAUGCGCUUGGGAAUGGUGGGUUUGGCGGCAGCUCCACAACGACAUGGGCGGCAAGGGUCAUCCUGUUCCUGGGCUUCUCGCUGUUGGCUGGCGGCGUUGCAGGGUCUAUCGUGGUUCUGAUCUUGAAGUUCUUGAUGAAGCACUAUUCGUUCCCAACGUUGGGAAUGGGCGUGUCGAACGUUGUUGCCAAUGGCGCAAUCAUGCUCAGCUGCAUCGUUUUGUGGGUUGCCCAGAACAUUGAGGAUGAGUACUCGUACUCCCUGGCCCUAUAG